Messenger RNA from Aspergillus melleus, 687 nucleotides. RefSeq lists its product as uncharacterized. The coding region runs from base 1 to 687 and encodes 228 amino acids. The record is from RefSeq and is a predicted model, not a curated record. The transcript has a single exon. Lineage: Eukaryota; Fungi; Ascomycota; Eurotiomycetes; Eurotiales; Aspergillaceae.
AUGGUCUUGCGAAAACGAGCUCCGCCACAUCUUUAUAGCCUCAGUCAAGGGAAUGCUCGUUUCGCACCUCGCGCUACAGCUGCACAAACAUCCCCGACCGCGAAAUCUACUGCAUCUCUAUCCCCGAAGCGUCUGACUCGUCCUCGUCGAGCUCAGAGCUCUCCUCAGCCUCAGCGUCUCGACUCGCAGGAAUCGAUAUACUCCCCUGACCUCAACACGUCUCCAGCCUUCGACCUGAUGCCACUAGAACAGGCCCAGAAGUCUCCCGUCCGGUCAUCCGCCGGUGAUGCGCCCAAUCCGUGGGCCGACGAAUUGGUGGAGAGGCCGGACCAGAGCCGCCAGGAGUAUACCAGCCCGGAGCUUCCACCAGGUGGUAAUGGCUCGCAGGUAGAGGGGCAUACCAAUGGGAAUGGACCCGAUCGUGUUCCCUCUGUUCUAGUUGCGGGCACGGAGAGGAGGACGGGUGCCAACGAAUGGCAACAGAACCAAGCGCCUGGCGAUGCUUCCGACUGGGAGCAUUUAGGAAGUCCCUCCGCUCUACGCUCGAACAACCCAUUUUUGAAACCCAAACAACCUGAACAAAAUCCGUGGGAGGAUCGGAGCUCCCGGCCUCAUUCUGAGGACACGGCUUCUUUAUCUCAGGAUGGCGCCAGUACGCGACUCGGUCAAGGUAGGCUAACUCCUUAA